Molecule: messenger RNA, 249 nt
Organism: Pelobates cultripes (western spadefoot toad)
Lineage: Eukaryota; Metazoa; Chordata; Amphibia; Anura; Pelobatidae
Source: the annotation of a GenBank genome assembly
AUGACGGCGGGAACUGACCGGGUUAUAGUCACAGAAGAGGACCUAUCCACAGUCAUCCAAUGCCAAACUGAUGCAAGCAUACAUGUCCAGAAACUUCAGGCCUCUCACAAGACCCUGCAAGACAGACUGGACAUGCUAGAUGAUGCACGGCUCCGAAAUAAUAUAAAAAUAAGGGGCAUAGCUAAAUCAAUUGAUGACAGAGCUCCCCCACUUCCUCCAAAGGCUACUCUCGGCAAACUUGCAUCCCAG